Austrofundulus limnaeus is the source of this 2590-nucleotide messenger RNA. RefSeq names its product protein phosphatase with EF-hand domain 2a (gene ppef2a). Gene Ontology annotation, biological process: negative regulation of MAPK cascade; detection of stimulus involved in sensory perception. NCBI's taxonomy places the organism in Eukaryota, Metazoa, Chordata, Actinopteri, Cyprinodontiformes, Rivulidae. The record is from RefSeq and is a predicted model, not a curated record. Gene Ontology annotation, molecular function: phosphoprotein phosphatase activity; calcium ion binding; Hsp90 protein binding.
CACACACAGACAGGAGCUUCAGCAGAAGGGAAGGAGGGCCGGACACUCAGUACAAUGUUUCACAUGAAACCUCUGAGAUGAUUUGUGCUGGAUUUUAUUUAUUUUAUUUUUUAUCCACCUGCAAAGAUCGGGCCUCCUAACAGCUCCUGGUCUGAUCUAAAUGAACUUGUGGAGAAUGCAACAAGGCAGAUGGAUGUUUAAACUCUCACUGAAACUGCAAAUAACCUGGGAAGUGGUUACUGGAUAAAUAAGGCGGUCACGAACAGUCAUGGGAUGUGGCGUCUCAAAGUCCAGCCAGUUCAACAAAAACUCCAGGAAAGCCGUCACAACCAUCAGAGCUGCCAUCCUGAUCCAGCGAUGGUACCGUCAGUACGUCGCCCGCACAGAGAUGAGGCGGAGAUACACCUGGCACAUCUUCCAGUCCAUCGAAUACUCCGGACAACAGGCCCAGAUCAAGCUUUAUAAUUUCCUCGGCUAUCUCAUGGACAACUUCACACCGUCCAGCACUGAACGAAACCUGAUCUCGCACAUAUUCAGAGAACACGAGGUGUGUCUGGACGCAGAAUGGGAGCGGUACUUCUGCUACCAGACCAUCGAGGUGCCAGAGGUUUACACUGGACCACAUCUCACCUUCCCYCUGACGGUGGAGCAGGCGGUCGGCCUGUUGGAGGCCUUCAGGAACAAGAAACAGCUGCACUCGCGCUACGUCCUCCAGCUGCUCCUGGAGACGUGGAAGCUGCUCCGGAUGUUUCCCAACAUAAACCGCAUCUCCACCUGCCAAAGCAAAGUGAUCACCAUCUGUGGUGAUUUGCACGGACAGCUGGAGGAUCUGCUGCUGAUCUUUUACAAGAAUGGCGUCCCGUCUCUGGAGAGGCCAUACGUGUUCAACGGAGACUUUGUGGACCGGGGCAAGGACUCCAUCGAGAUCCUCCUCAUCCUCUUCUCCUUCCUGCUCGUCUAUCCGUGCGACGUCUACCUGAACAGAGGAAACCACGAGGAUACAUCUCAGCGCUGAGGCCUCCAAAGAGGAGGAACAACAGCUCGGCGGGGGUGUCCAUUGACACGGAUCUGGAGGAGGACGUUUGGAGCACCAGCAGGAUCUACCAGCGUCGAAACUCCCUCUCGUUUCCCAAACCCCUGGGGCCGCGCGACUGCUUCCACAACCGCUCGCUGCAGGACUUCUCCGGCCGCAUCAAGGUGAAGAUGGAGGACGAGCUGGAGAGCAGGAGGAGGAGAGAGUCCCUGUUCCAAACGGCAGUCAACAGGUCGGAGAAAGACCUGCUGUCCCCGUCCACGUCCACGGACUCCACGAGCAGCGACAACGCCAAGGAGGAGUGGAGGCUGAUCCUGGACCUGCUGUGGAGCGACCCCAUGAACCAGGAUGGCUGCGUACCCAACGAGGUGAGGGGUGGGGGUUGCUACUGGGGUCCCGACGUCACUGAGGAGUUCCUGAACCGACACAACAUGCAGCUCAUCAUCCGUUCCCACGAGUGCAAACAGGAGGGUUACGAGUUCUGCCACAACCGGAAGGUUCUCACUCUGUUCUCGGCCUCCAACUAUUAYGAUGUUGGAAGUAACCGGGGGGCCUACGUGAAGCUGGGUCCRGACCUCGUGCCUUAUGUGAUUCAGUACCAGGCCAGCAGCUUGACCAGAGAGCUCACUGCCAGACAAAGUAUUGGGCGAACUGAGCGCUCCGCCCUGAAAGUCCUGCGGGAGCAGCUGUUUGCGCACAAGUCUGACCUCAUCUGUGCCUUCAAAAAGUUUGACCCCGAGAACACAGGUCUGGUGUCUAUGAACGAUUGGGCCUCGGCGGUGGAGCGUGUGAUGCACCUGAAUCUGCCCUGGAGGACUCUCUUCAGUCAGUUGGUCUCCUCCAAGUCCAACGACGGCAGCAUCGAUUACCAAGACUGGUUCAACGAGCUCGCCAUCAAGGGGCCCAACGCAGACCACAUUGAGCAGAGUCUGCUGGAAACUUUGUACCGCCAUCGCGCCACUCUGGAGACCAUCUUCAGGAUCGUAGACACCGACAACUCAGGCUUGAUUACGGUGGAGGACUUCCGGAAGACGUGGAAGCUCCUGAGCGUCUACCUAAAGAUGGAGAUCACGGACGAGGACAUCUCCAACCUGGCCGUCACCAUCGACAGCAACCACGACGGCAGCAUCGACAUCGACGAGUUCAUGGAGGCCUUCCGGCUGACGGACAAGAAGAGCCGCCUGGAGCGGGGGCGCAGCAUGUUCAUGGUCACCACGACCGACCUGACCAAGCUGGAGGGCGAGCUCAACGUCUGAGCGGGCGGCUGAGGCAAGUGGAGGUGGAGCUGCAGCUGAUGACGCACGUGAAGACGCAGGACGCUGCUGAGAAACAGCUGGGCGGAUCAGGAGGGAUUAGCUGGAGGUCAAAGGUCACGGUGUUUGACAGUGACGCCUCACAGUCGAGUUGUUGAUGGAGGAAGAGCGAGGACAACUACAACCUGUUUCUUUUACUCUUUAAAACUAAGAACAUUUUAUACUAAUUGUAUUUUUACCAAGAUAAAACAUUUUGUGAUGAUAUGACUGGCUUUUUAUAGAUAAAGAAACACCUGCAUCCUGA